This is a messenger RNA of Ictalurus punctatus (channel catfish), 3789 nucleotides long. RefSeq names its product cohesin subunit SA-2. NCBI's taxonomy places the organism in Eukaryota, Metazoa, Chordata, Actinopteri, Siluriformes, Ictaluridae. Gene Ontology annotation, molecular function: chromatin binding. The record is from RefSeq and is a predicted model, not a curated record. Gene Ontology annotation, cellular component: cohesin complex; nucleus; chromatin. Gene Ontology annotation, biological process: sister chromatid cohesion. The transcript is spliced from 32 exons. The coding region runs from base 142 to 3672 and encodes 1176 amino acids.
ACCCCACUGGGUGGCGCGCUGCAUCCGCGCUUCACCUCCUCUUGUCUUGAGCAGAGGUUCUCUCAGGCCAGCAUCGUCCAGCACCGAAAAUAAAAAGAUGUGAAAACAGGAAGCCAGUACCACAAAAUGAUCUGAGAAGAGAUGAUCGCAGAACCAACGUUGCUCUCGAGAACAGUGCAAAAGGAGAACACUAGUGUUGAUGUCUCUUCCUGCACAUCUGUGAAUCACGCCUCUGGUGUGAGAAAUGAAAACAGAAAGAAGAAUGUGAGAGGGAAGAGGAAAGCCAGAGAUGGCUCAGAGAAUGCUAAGCAGAAGCUUUCAAAGACCAACCAUGGUACCUUUGGCAGAGCAGAGAAUGAGCAGCUCAAACAUGGAGACAUGGAAGCCUUCACCUUGUUUGAGGUGGUCACUAUGGGCAGGAGCGCCAUGCAGGCUGUGGUUGAUGACUGGAUUGAGGCUUAUGUUAUGGACCGAGAACCAGCCCUGCUUGACCUCAUCAGCUUCUUCAUUCAGUGCUCAGGAUGCAAAGGGGUAGUAACUGCUGAGAUGUUUCAGAGCAAGGAAGAUUCUGAUGUCAUGAGCAAAAUGGUGGAGGACCUGGAUGAGAGCUCAGGUUUGCAGUAUAAAAGGUUUCUGGCGUUUCCAUGGAUACUGACUGUCACAUGGCCCAUGGACAUUGACAAUGGCGAGUAUCCUCUUGUGAUGUCUGGUCUGUACUGGAAAAAGUUCCGCUCUCAGUUUUGUGAGUUUGUCUCAGUGCUGAUAUCGCAGUGUCAAUAUAGCGUGAUCUUUGACAACUACCUCCUGAACACACUGAUCUCUCUGCUGACUGAGCUCUCAGCAUCACAUAUGCGUGCGUUCAGACACACGUGCACACUGGCAGCAGUAAAGUUGCUCAGCGCUCUAGUGAAUGUGGCACUCAACCUCAGCGUUGGUGUGGAGAACAACCAGAAACUCUGUGAGGUUGAGCUGGCCAAGAUGUCCAGCAAGCGAGCUUCACCACGGCUUGACAAGAUCCAGAAGAAGAUUACUGAGUUGAAGGAUAGAAAGCUUGAAAUAGAAGACAUGAUGGAUGCUAUUUUUAAAGGAGUUUUUCUUAAAAGAUACAGAGAUGUGAUUCCUGAGAUCAGGGCGAUCUGUAUAGAGGAACUGACUGUAUGGAUGAAGCUUUAUAGUGCAGUGUUUCUUAAUGAUACCUGUCUGAAAUAUGUCGGAUGGAUGAUGCAUGACAAGCAGCCUGAUGUGCGCUUGAAGUGUGUGUUGGGUCUGCAGGGACUUUAUCAGGAUGUUAAUCUUAGCUCCAAAAUGGACCUUUUCUCCAGUCGAUUUAAGGAAAGAAUGAUCUCCAUGAUUUUGGAUAAGGACCACGAGGUUGCAGUGCAGGCAAUGAGACUGCUGAUGGCCAUUGCCCAGUCCUGUGAUGACGUGCUGAGCGAGGCUGACUACAAGCACAUAUUUCAGUUUGUAUACUCAACUCAUCGACCACUUGCAGCCAUGGCAGGAGAAUUUCUCUUCACCAGGUUACUCAGUAAUCCUGCAGUACCAGUGAUGAGGGCAGGAACAUCAGAGAAGGACAGACACAGAGACCUCACCCUGGCCCGAGUCCGAGCCCUUAUUCAGUUCUACACUGAGAACCAGCUGCACCAGCAUGUGCUGUAUCUGGUGGACAGUCUGUGGGAUAGUGCUGGGUCUCUGCUGAAGGACUGGGCCUUUUUCACCUCUCUGCUCACUGUUCAUCCUUCCUCAUCAGAGCAAGCUUUGAGCAGCACUGAGGAGGCUCUGGUGAUUGAGAUUCUUUUGGCAUCAGUGAGGCAGGCUGCUGAGGGACCUCCACUAGCAGGGAGAAGCACGGGGAAGAAAGUGAUCAGUACAAAAGAGAAGAGGUUACAGACAGAUGACUGUGCAAAGCUUACAGAACACUUCUUAAAGGUGCUACCUGAUCUGUUAUCCAAGUACUCAGAAGAUGCUGAAAAACUUGUGUAUUUCCUCAAAAUACCUCAGUACUUUCAAACGGACACCUGUGGUGAUGAAUACACGGAGUCUGUGCAGGCACUGCUCACUGGGUUGGAGGCUGCAGUGUAUACACACACAGAUGCAGCAUUACUAGAAGCAGCUGUUCGCUCGUACCAUAACCUCUGUGCGAAUGAUUCACACUGGCAGCACCUGGCAGCUUCUUCCAUAGGUCAACUCAUUCAGCGCUGGACACACACACUGGGCUCAUGCUUAGGAAAGGCAGUCAGUGAUGGAACUUUCAUUGGAGAUGAAGACGAAAAGGAAGAGAUUCUGUCCACUUUGAAAAAAUUAACUGCUUUCAACAAUGCUCAGGACCUGACUAAAUGGGGCACAUAUGAGCUGGUCUCUAAGCUCCUUGUCGUUGAGUUACAGCAUGGAGGCAUGCCAGUAGAGAUGAUCACUGAGGCUCUACGUUGUGUCUGCUACUGCAUCCUGUGGAACCUGAACAACUUCGGAGAAGGAGCGACCUCCAGGGAGUCAGCUCUCCAUCAGAGGAGUCAGCUGCGAGCUUUUUGUGAAAAAUGCCACAGAUGUCUUUCACACAUGGAGCAGGUGGUGAGAGAGCAGGCGUUCAUGUGUUUGAGUGAUGUCCUCGUAGCCCACAGUUACCAGCUGCAGAUGUGGGAUUCAUCAGCAGGUGCUCCUCUGCUUUACACCCCUGAACCCAGACUGCAGAAAGCUCUGCUAAACUUCAUCCUAGAGCAUGUCUUCACCGGCCCCGAGCAACACAGCCACAGCAACACUGGCAGUGACGGUAAGGGUGGGGUGAACUGGCCGGAGGACUUGCACAGGCGGAGGAAUCUGUUGGCUGCCUAUUGUAAACUGAUAGUGCACAGUGUGCUUGAGAUGAGUAUGGCCGCUGAGAUCUUCAAGCACUACAUGAGGUACUACAAUGACUUUGGCGAUAUUAUUAAAGAAACACUGAACCGCACUCGACAAAUGGACAAGAUUGAAAGCGCACGCACCCUGGUUCUGUGCCUUCAGCAGCUGUACCUGCGCUUGAAGCAGGAGCAGGACACUGGGAGCGUGUGCAGUUCAGAAGUGCAGACCUACAGCAGCAUCAAAGAGCUGGCCAGACGCUUCUCGCUCACCUUCGGCUGGGAUCAGAUCAAAUCCCGCGAGUCUCUAGCCAUGAUCCACAGGGAUGGCAUCGAGUUUGUUUUCCAGGGUUUUGUUCAGCAGUCAGAGAAGCACUCGCCACCGUACCUCUCUUACCUCACCAUCCUCAGCGAGUUCUCCAGUAAGCUGCUCAAACUUGACAAGAAGACCAUAUAUAGCUAUCUGCAACGGUACACUGGAGAGCAGAGCAUCAGUAACAGGGAGGAGUGCUGGAUGCCGCUCAUCUAUUACAGAGCGUCUCUCCAGGGCACAGCUGAGGGAGAAGACGCCGUGUCCUUCAUCAGCUCCGACACUAAUAAACAGCUCUCACUCACUAAUCGCUCUAGAUCGCCCUCCAUCAAACCGGCUGCAUCUGAAGGAGAUCUGCGAAUCUCACAACUGUGUGUAGAAACUAAAGGGAGCAAACAGCUGAAAAGUCUGGAGCUGAGAGAACAGAUCACUGUGCUCAGAGAGCAGCCUGACAGCAGGGAAACAGUUCAGAUCCAGCCAGGGGUCACUGCUGAGGAAGUGGACGUGGACACAGUAGAAAUAGACAUCUGAUGACCUCAUGCAAGUCCAUUCUGAGACGUUGAUGGAGGGUAACGAGAAUGACGCAGAGUGUUCAGUGUGCCUCAGAUGUUUCCUCUUUGGAUUCCAUAUGACCUCAUUCCUCUUUUU